This is a messenger RNA of Leopardus geoffroyi (Geoffroy's cat), 896 nucleotides long. RefSeq names its product TatD DNase domain containing 3 (gene TATDN3). NCBI's taxonomy places the organism in Eukaryota, Metazoa, Chordata, Mammalia, Carnivora, Felidae. Gene Ontology annotation, molecular function: hydrolase activity, acting on ester bonds. The record is from RefSeq and is a predicted model, not a curated record.
GGUGCUCGGCGUACCAGUGGAGUGCUGCGCUGGCGGCGGCGAUGGGGGCGGUGGGCGUAGGGUUGGUGGACUGUCACUGCCACCUCUCGGCCCCGGACUUUGACAGCGAUCUGGACGAUGUUUUGGAGAAAGCCAAGAAAGCCAAUGUUAUGGCUCUUGUGGUGGUUGCUGAACAUUCAGAAGAAUUUGAGAAGAUUAUGCAGCUUUCAGAAAGGUAUAAGGGGUUUGUCCUGCCAUGUUUGGGUGUUCACCCUGUGCAAGGAGUUUCACCAGAAGACCAAAGAAGUGUCACAUUAAAGGAUUUGGAUGUAGCUUUGCCCAUUAUGGAGAAUUACAAGGAUCGAUUAUUGGCAAUUGGAGAGGUGGGACUAGAUUUCUCCCCCAGAUUUGCUGGCACUGAUGAACAGAAGGAAGAGCAGCGACAAGUCCUAAUCCGACAGGUCCAAUUAGCCAAAAGAUUAAAUUUGCCUCUAAAUGUUCACUCACGCUCAGCUGGAAGACCCACCAUCAGCCUCUUAAAUGAGCAAGGUGCUGACAAAGUGCUUCUGCAUGCAUUUGAUGGCCGGCCAUCUGUAGCCAUGGAAGGAGUAAGAGCCUUCUCAAUUCCUCCUUCUAUCAUAAGAAGUGGACAGAAGCAGAAACUUGUGAAACAGUUGCCUUUAACUUCAAUUUGCUUAGAAACAGAUUCACCUGCACUAGGACCAGAAAAACAGGUACGAAAUGAACCCCAAAACAUUUCCAUUUCAGCUGAAUAUAUUGCCCAGGUGAAGGGGAUCUCAGUAGAAGAAGUUAUAGAAGUGACAACACAGAAUGCAUUGAAACUAUUCCCCAAGCUUCGGCAGCUGCUCCAGAAGUAGCUUCAAAACCAAAUCUGCUGCAGGGAGCAGCAUCCGAGA